AUGCCUAAGAAUAAGGGAAAAGGUGGUAAAAAUCGUAGAAGAGGUAAGAACGAGAAUGAACAAAAGAGAGAACUUCAAUUCAAAGAAGAAGGCCAAGAAUAUGCUCAAGUAUUAAGAAUGUUAGGUAAUGGUCGUUUAGAAGCCUCUUGUUUUGAUGGUGAAAAACGUUUAUGUCACAUUAGUGGUAGAUUAAGAAAGAAGGAAUGGAUCAACAAUGGUGAUAUCAUUUUAAUUCAACUUAGAGACUACCAAAAUGAUAAAGCUGAUGUUAUCCUUCGUUACAAUGUCGAUGAAGCUCGUAAUCUUAAAACUUAUGGUGAAUUACCAGAAACCGCUAGAAUUAAUGAAACUGAUGCAUUUGAUGAUGUUGAAGAUAUUCCAUUCGAAUUCGUUGCUGAAGAUGAUAUCGAUAUUGAUACUCUUUAA
This is a messenger RNA of Dictyostelium discoideum AX4, 426 nucleotides long. RefSeq names its product eukaryotic translation initiation factor 1A (gene eIF1a). The coding region runs from base 1 to 426 and encodes 141 amino acids. NCBI's taxonomy places the organism in Eukaryota, Evosea, Eumycetozoa, Dictyosteliales, Dictyosteliaceae. The transcript is spliced from 2 exons. The record is from RefSeq and is a predicted model, not a curated record.